This is a messenger RNA of Zingiber officinale, 660 nucleotides long. RefSeq names its product zinc finger protein 8-like. The coding region runs from base 1 to 660 and encodes 219 amino acids. NCBI's taxonomy places the organism in Eukaryota, Viridiplantae, Streptophyta, Magnoliopsida, Zingiberales, Zingiberaceae. The transcript has 2 exons. Gene Ontology annotation, molecular function: DNA-binding transcription factor activity. The record is from RefSeq and is a predicted model, not a curated record. Gene Ontology annotation, biological process: trichome differentiation; trichome morphogenesis; response to gibberellin.
AUGGUCAGCUGGGAACGUGGUUCUGCUAUUAACUGGAUGAAGACUCUAUGCUAUCCUUUAACACAGAGAGUAGACGGCGCGCGGCCGCCGCCGCCGCCAUUGCCAUGGGACAAGGCAACUACCUUCGACGCCUUCUCCGAGCUGCCCUUCCUGCCCCAGACCCUGCCGCCAGCGGAGGCCGCCAGCACCACAUCCUCCGCCCUGCGACUCUUCGGCAUCGACUUCCCUACCGUCGGCGAGGCCACGCCCUCGAGCCCCGCCGCCGGAGGAGGGCGUAAGUUCGAGUGCCACUACUGCGGCCGCAAGUUCCCGACCUCGCAGGCGCUCGGCGGCCACCAGAACGCGCACAAGCGCGCGGCGCAGCACCUCCAUUUCCGCCACCAUGCCUCCGCCGCCGCCCGCUCCCACCACUUCUGGCCUCCUUUGUCCUGGACGACAGCCGGCGAACUCCGCUUCCUCUACGCCACCGCAGCGUCGCUGCCACGGAUCGUGCCGGCGCUGCAUACCCUCCGGCGUGACAACGCUGCACCGCCUCUUCGUCGACCAGAGAAAGGCGGCGCCGGCAGUGCGCGUGACGGCGGCCCGUCUUCUUUCUUAACUCCUCCGAAGCGCAUCGAGUCCAGUUGCGACAGCAGUUUGAGUUUGGAUUUGCAUUUGUAA